AUGAGCCUAUCUACUAGUACCGGUACCACCGAAGAUGAAAUGACCCCCGCAAUGCAAGGUUUCUUUGCAGCGUUAACGUUGACCGUUCCGAUCUGUAUUGGCUUGGGCGUGGGUGCCUCUUCGACGUUGGCAGAUUUCAACUUGGCCCGCAAAAAGCCAAUUCCCGUCUUGAUUGGCUUGAUAUCUCAAUUUGUGGUCAUGCCCUUGAUUGCUCUUUGUCUGCUCCAGAUGUUUGCACUGGACCCGGAAGUGGCCGUGGGAGUCGUCUUGGUCGGAUCGGCUCCUGGUGGAAGUGCCAGUAAUCUCUACACGUACUUUGCCCAAGGAGAUUUAGCGUUGAGUGUCACCAUGUCACUCUUAUCGACGCUCUUUGCCUUUUUCAUGAUGCCACUCUGGUCGUAUCUACUCAUUACGCUCGCAAUGGGCAGUGAAAACACACCACACAUUCCCCUGCAAAAUAUUGCCAUUGUCCUGGUAUUCAUUAUUGUACCCACGGGGGUAGGACUCGUUAUUCGACAUACCAAUCGAACAUGGAAACUACGCGGAAAAUUUCUCUGGGAACGCGUCGCACAAGUCGCCACUCUGGUUGGAUUCCUCGCCCUCUUGGGUGUCUCCAUUAUCGCCAUUGCCCAACAUUACGAAGCCAUGACCAAACACGUCGAUCCCGCCAUUUGGGGCAUGGCCUGUCUCAUGCUACCCUUGGGGACACUUUUUGGACUCGUCGCAGCCCGACUGUUGCGGCGCACCCGCGACGAAUCCAUUGCCAUUUCCAUUGAAACGGGCAUUCAAAACUUUGCCUUGGCUGUCGCCGUCAUUGGGCUUUCCGGGGACACUAUGGAUUCCGCCAAAGCACUGCAAUUUCCUUUGGCAUACGGAGCCAUUAGUAUGAUUGUGUCGCCUCUGACGUCGGCUCUGUAUCGAUUCGGUUGGCCCAAAAAGAUUCUUCACGAGGAGGAUAAAGACGAAGAUGAAGAGGAGGACAAAGCCAACCAAAAAGAAACCACAAUCACCAAAGUAGAAGAGGAUGUCGAAGCACCACCAGCGGAUCAAGAGAAUAAUAAUCAAGGGGUGACCUUUGACUCCACGGCCACUUCCACCAGCACUCGUGCAUCCGACGUCUCCUCCUCUCAAGAACUCACUGGAAACAAUCAUCGUGAUCAAGUCAGUGCAACUCUCUCCGUCUAG
Molecule: messenger RNA, 1185 nt
Organism: Seminavis robusta
Lineage: Eukaryota; Bacillariophyta; Bacillariophyceae; Naviculales; Naviculaceae
Source: the annotation of a GenBank genome assembly